AUGGGUUCGGGUUUUAGGCUUUGCGGGGCGGGUUCUGCGGGGAUUUGCUCAGCCUUAGGCAGCUGUGGAGGUUACGGAGACUCCACGAGAACCGCCGGUACCACCACAAUCGUUGCCGCGGUGACUCGUAAUACAACGGAGACUGACGAAGACAAUGGGUCGUUCUUCGACUUGGAGUUCGCUGUUCCUGACGAAGACGACGAUGCAGAAGGGGGAGACGAAACCCAGAACAAAGACAACGACCGCACAGAUUCGAAUCUGUCUUUGUCUCCUUCUGAUGAACUGUUCUUCAAGGGAAGGCUCAUGCCGAUUGAGCCUUACUCGCUUGUUUUCAACCCCUCCAAACAGCCGCAGUUAUACACUGUCUCGUUGUUGAAAUUCGCCACCAAGUUCCCCGUCUCCAUGCUCGGGCUCAAGAAAUCGAAAACAACUGCAAAUGCAACCGGCCAAAAAACAGACCCAAGUGGGUUCGUUUCCAGCAUUGCUCCCAAACCACAAGAAGAAGAAAUGCAACAAAAGCAAGAACAACUGCGGAGCAAGCCUUUCACUGUGAAGUUCAAGGUGGAGGAGGUUCCGAUUGUGUCCCUAUUCACUGGAGAUACGCAGAGACAAGAGAAAGAAGCGGGAGAGAAGAUGAGGGAAAAGGAAAAUAAAAAAUAA
Alnus glutinosa is the source of this 660-nucleotide messenger RNA. RefSeq names its product probable membrane-associated kinase regulator 2. The record is from RefSeq and is a predicted model, not a curated record. The coding region runs from base 1 to 660 and encodes 219 amino acids. Gene Ontology annotation, cellular component: plasma membrane. Lineage: Eukaryota; Viridiplantae; Streptophyta; Magnoliopsida; Fagales; Betulaceae. The transcript is spliced from 3 exons.